GGGGACAGGAGAGCAGGUAGCACAUACUUCCGGCUGGAGCUGCGGCUUCGGAGAAUAAAAACACAAGCUAAUAUGCUAACUAGCGAGCUUAAGUUGCCAGAAAGUUCUGUCAGUCCGUCACACGGUUAGGGAAGACAUCCCGGGGGAUGGACAGUCUGUCUCCAGACUUAACUUAACUUAUCUUAACUGUGAUAGUCGGACCUUUGACCGGAUGUUCGACUGAUGAAACUCAUUAAUCUCUGCUAGCUCCCGUUAGCAUCAAGUGAGGGACCAGCUGGCGUGGGCCGGUGACGUCACUGCCCAGCCGUCGACAUGCUCGAGACGCCCCCAGGAUACCCGUUUGAAGAGAUCGAUUAUGUCGACAUUGAAGUGGAGGAGGUGGUCGGCAGAGGAGCGUUUGGCGUGGUGUGCAAAGCCAAGUGGAAGGGCAAAGACGUGGCCAUUAAGACCAUCGAGAGCGAGUCGGAGCGGAAGGCCUUCAUCGUUGAGCUGCGGCAGCUCUCCCGAGUGAAUCACCCCAACAUCGUCAAGUUGUACGGUUCUUGCAAUUCUCCGGUAUGUCUGGUGAUGGAGUACGCAGAGGGCGGGUCCUUGUACAACGUGCUGCACGGCGCGGAGCCCCUCCCCUUCUACACGGCGUCCCACGCCAUGAGCUGGUGCUUCCAGUGCUCCCAGGGCGUGGCCUACCUGCACGGCAUGAAGCCCAAGGCCCUCAUCCACCGAGACCUCAAGCCCCCCAAUCUGCUGCUGGUGGCCGGCGGCACGGUGCUGAAGAUCUGUGACUUCGGGACGGCCUGCGACAUCCAGACCCACAUGACCAACAACAAGGGCAGCGCCGCCUGGAUGGCCCCCGAGGUGUUCGAAGGCAGUAACUACAGUGAGAAGUGUGACGUGUUCAGCUGGGGCAUUAUCCUGUGGGAGGUCAUCACGCGCAAGAAGCCCUUCGACGAGAUCGGAGGACCGGCCUUCAGGAUCAUGUGGGCCGUCCACAACGGCACGCGGCCGCCUCUCAUCAAGAACCUGCCCAAGCCCAUCGAGAGCCUGAUGACGCGCUGCUGGUCCAAGGACCCCACCCAGAGGCCCUCCAUGGAGGAGAUCGUCAAGAUCAUGACCCACCUCAUGAGGUACUUCCCCGGGUCAGAGGAGGCGCUGCAGUACCCCUACCAGUACUCAGACGACGGGCAGAGCAACUCUGCCACCAGCACAGGCUCCUGCAUGGACCUCACCUGCACCAGCAGCCGCAGCAACGCCAACCUGGAGCAGGGCGACUCCCAGGGCAGCAACGACACCAUCAAGAUCACCCCCCAGUUCCCCCCCCACUUCAAACCCAAGGGCGACCCGCUGCGCUCGCUCCCCCUGUCCAGAGGGGGCAGCGUGGAGAGCCUGUCGGCCCGCUCCCAGGGCCUCCUCUCCUCGGAGGGCAAGAGGAUGAGCACGGACCUGUCGGAGCUGGAGCCCAAGCUGCCCUUCACGCCCGCAGCACGCCCGCCCUAUAAGCGAGGUCACCGUAAGACCGCGUCCUACGGCACCAUUCUGGACGUUCCCAAGAUCGUCGUCACAGCCUCCUGCGACGCCCAGCGGCGCCGCUCCAUCCAGGACCUCCCCGGGAUCAUGUCUGACACCAGCCAGGGCAGCAGGAACAGCAGCAGGUCGUCCAGCCCCAGCGUGAGGAUGAUGCCGUCGGACCGGCCGGGCAGCAGGGGAUACUACUCCCCCGACGACCCAGACUCCAACGGUUCGGACAACUCCAUCCCCAUGGCAUAUCUCACCCUGGACUACCAGCUGCAGCCCCUGGCCCCCUGUCCGAACUCCAAGGAGUCCAUGGCGGUGUUCGAGCAGCACUGUAAGAUGGCCCAGGAGUACCUGAAGGUGCAGACGGAGAUCGCUCUGCUCAUCCAGAGGAAGAAGGAGCUGAUCGCGGAGCUGGACCAGGACGAGAAGGACCAGCAGACCACGUCGAGGCUGGUCCAGGAGCACAAGAAGCUGCUGGAGGAGAACCAGAGCCUGGCCACCUACUACCACAAGUGCAAGAAGCAGCUGGACCUCAUCCGCGUGCAGCAGCAGAAGAGACAGGGCACCUCCUGAUCCCGCCCCCAUGACCAGGCCCCGCCCCCAGUGACCACGCCCACCCCACCCCCCCCCCCCCCCCUGCACACGCACCAAGUGGAACACCUCAUCCUAAUCAGUGCUGGUUACCAGUAACUAGGAGUCAACCUGUUGGGUUGACCGGGGGUCUGACCCCCUGCACUUCCUUUAUGCCCCCCCCCCCCCUGCCCCCGGACAGGAAGUUGUUGCAUGCCGCCGCUGAAACGUGAUUGGACACCAGAUAAUGAGCAGUGGAGGAAAUUGGUGUCGUUUUAAUUUUAUUUACAAAGAUUAUUUUUAAUGAUCAAACAAAUCAACCCUACCCCCACCUCACCCCCACCCCACCUCACCCCCACCCCACCCCACCCCACCUCACCCUACCUGACCCUACCUGACCCCCACCAUACCUGACCCCCACCUGGUCCAUCCUGGGACCACCCCCCCCUGUUAAGCAGCUUUGUUCUGGAUGUGCCGAGCCCCCCCCCCCCAGUUCUGUCAGUACUCCUGGAGAGGGAGGGGGGAGGGAAAAGGGAGAGACGGUCCCCCUCCUCACCCCCUCAGACGGACCACGGAGACGUUUUAUUUUUGUUGUUGCGGUAGAAUAUAAAGGGGCGGGGCUGUGUUCACUGGGUUAACCAAUCAGAGGUGGCGUUGUUCACGGCUGUCUUUAUGGUCAGCCAAUGUGACGUGGUUAUGUUCACUGAUGUGCACUGGGUAACCAAUAAGGGUGGGUUAUAUCCACGGGUGUCUUUAGGAUCGACCAAUGAGGAAGGGUGAUAAUCACGGGUGUCUUUAGGAUCGACCAAUGAGGAAGGGUGAUAAUCACGGGUGUCUUUAGGAUCGACCAAUGAGGAAGGGUGAUAAUCACGGGUGUCUUUAGGAGCGACCAAUGAGGAAGGGUUACAAUCAUGGGGGUCUUCGGCCCGUCCGAGGAGGGGGUAUUGCCAGGGGGGUGAGGGGUGGGGGUGGGUCUGCACUGGUCCUGCCACCUGCUGGCCAAUCAGCAUGCGCUUCCUGAGCGAGCGGUCAUCAUGUUGGGAGCGUGAAGGCGCCGGCCUGUACUGUCAAUCCCAGCCGGCAAAGGGCUCUGUACUGUCAAUCCCAGCCGGCGCUGGGCCCUGUACCGUGGAUCCCAGGGCCGGGUCGUGGCGCUGGUGGCUGUGCGAUGGUUCUGGUUUUAUUGGGUAUCUAUUAGUUUUCUGCACAUCGUGACCGGCGGUUCUGACUGAAGGAUGUAUCACAGACCUGCCUUGGAGGUCCAGAGAGGACGACCUGGAUCCGGACUAGACCUCUACGCCCACCCCACCGCUGGGGGAGAGAGGGGAUGCGAUGGAUAUUAACUCCAACCCGCUUUUAAAGGUCCCACCCACGUUCUUUUAGAAGACGAAAUGUUUGAGCGUUGGAAGAAGUGGAAUAGCGUUUAUUGUGACUUCAGUAUUGUUUGGUCUGUCUUCUACUCUCUCGUCACCCUGUAGUGACAUGGUGAGGUGUACUUUAUGCAUUAGAGAAUGUUCCUCGUCCGAGGGGAGAAGGUGAGACACUAGGAAGUCUGGGAUGUACACCUGCUUCUGUUUUAGUUCACAUGUUGCCUUAGAACCUGCUUCUAAAGUGCUUGACAAUUCACCCAACACUUUGUCCCAAGUGAUGGCAGAGAAGGAAAGUGUAUAUGUAUAUCUAUAAUGUAUAUGAAUCAUGAGUUUGAUAAUGGCUGCCAGUAGAUUUUUACAUUCAGAAACUCGAUGAAGAUGUACUCUUAAAAAAGGCUAAUUGGAUGUGAUGUUAUAUAUAUUUUUUGAUAAUGUUGAUCUUAUGUUUUCUCUGUUCCUCCAGUCAUUUUGCACAGGCCCAGUGAUCAAACUCCACUUUGUUUUUUUCUUGUUUUUAGUAGCGCCCGUACUCUGAAAGAAAGCGCCAGACUUAACGAGUCUCGCUUUUUUUAAUUUUAUUUUUUAUCUUACGCUUUUAAUUUGGAGGAGGUGCUAGGAUCCUUCUGAGUUUCCUGUCCGCAUCUGAGGUGUAGCUCGUCAGCAGGGCGCCCGUAGGCCUGGGAUGUUCCUGGCGUUAGGGAAAUAAAACGGAAGGUGGAAACGCACACGAGUGGAGCUCUGCAUUAUUCUCCGGUCUUCAACACUAUUCUCAAUAAAAAAAGAAUGUAAAUCAA
Gadus macrocephalus (Pacific cod) is the source of this 4246-nucleotide messenger RNA. It is a transcript of the gene map3k7, whose product is annotated as mitogen-activated protein kinase kinase kinase 7. Gene Ontology annotation, molecular function: ATP binding; magnesium ion binding; MAP kinase kinase kinase activity. Lineage: Eukaryota; Metazoa; Chordata; Actinopteri; Gadiformes; Gadidae. Gene Ontology annotation, biological process: JNK cascade; positive regulation of canonical NF-kappaB signal transduction; protein phosphorylation. The coding region runs from base 313 to 2085 and encodes 590 amino acids. The record is from RefSeq and is a predicted model, not a curated record. The transcript has 18 exons.